AUGCGAAGUUCACGCUCGGCUGCUCCGUCGGGCUCCGGCGGGAGGAAGAGAUCAGCAGAAGAAUUGACCCCCCCACCGUCACCAGCAACCAAGCUGAGGGCCGAAGCCAAAGUCGCCGACCUGGUCGAGCUCAUCACGAACCAGAACAUCCCCGUCUACACCGACCCGGAUCCGGAAUACUUUCGAUCUAUUGCCGUUGCCAACCGUCUCUUCCGCUUCGCGCAGCCUGCCUUGGUCGUCCAUCCGCGCACCACUGCCGACGUGGAGUAUAUCAUCAGGCAGGCGAAGCGCGCCCAUAUCCCGGUCACGAUCAAGAACGGUGGCCAUGCCUACUCGGGCUCGUCCGUUGCGUUCAAGGGCCGCGUAUUGAUCGACAUGCAUCUCAUGAGCGCCGUCAAGCUUGACAUGGCGUCGAAGACUAUCCGUAUCGAAGGAGGCGCGCUGUGGGGGCACUGCUAUAAGCCUUUCGUUGUCGGGGAGCACAUUGACGGGUACACGAUCAAUGGUGGACGAUGUCCUGGGGUGGGAGUCGCGGGAUUCUUGAUGGGAGGAGGCAUUGGCCCCUUCACCCGGUCGUUUGGAAUGGGCUGCGAUAGGUUGCUGCAGGCUACUCUUGUCACUGCCAACAGUGGAACGGUGACUGUCAAGGCAACCGAUGAUCCCAGGUCCUCCCGAGGGAAGCUCUUCUGGGCGUUGUGCGGUGGGGGCGGCGGCAACUUUGGCGUCGUUGUAGAGCUCAAGAUGGCGGUAGAGGAGUUGAAGAACCCGACCUUGGUCAACACUAGAUUCACGUGGUAUCCGAAAGACUUGGAGACAAUGACCGUCACCAUGAAGCAAUUCUACAAGCACAAAUGGUCUAACGAGAUGACCAUUGACUCAACUUGGCUAUGCGAUCAUAGACCCCGUGUCACCAAUCUCCCCGGCCACAUGGCUGUCCGCUUCGUCGCCAACUUCAACGGCACCGGCGCCGAGUUCGACAGGCAGAUCAGGCGGGCCAUCAAGGAGCCAUCGCUGCUCGAGCUGUUCGACGAGCGAAAGAUACAGGAGAAGUCUUCCCAGUUCCUGUACGAGUCGCUCGAUGACCAGUGGCGAGAAGAAGGCCGUCAGGUCAAGCCCGCCAACCCGAGCUGGUCCAUCUACACGUCUUUUGUCUUUGGCAAUGACGCGGCGACCAUCACCCAGGUCACGGCGAUCAUCAAGUCCGAGCUGGCCUGCUUUAAACACAAGUACAAAGGGCAGGAGGUCCUGGCACAGAUCGCGUUCAUCCACACGGGAGGCGAGGCGAGCCGGCGAUCUUCGACUGCAACGGCUUUCCCCUGGCGUGAUUCGGUCUACCAAGCCUACAUCAUGGUCUCCUGGGACGAGCCCGAAGCCAAAUGGAUGGAACACGCCAUGCGCUCCUUCCUCCGGAAGUUCAAGGCCCAGCUCCAACCCUUCUCGCAGUUCGGCGGCCGCGCCGCCUUUGUCAACUUCCCCGACAGCAGCAUCGCCCGCGAGCACCACGAGAACGCCUACUACGGCCCCAACGCCGCCCGCCUGCAGGCCGUCAAGGCCCUCUGGGACGCGGACAACUUCUUCGACUGGCCGCAGGCGGUGCGGCUGCCGAUGUUGGAUGUGCUGGAGAUUAGGGCGAAUGUGGAGGAGUUGGAGGAGGAGGAGGAGGAGGAGGAGGGUGAUGCGCCGCUGCCGUUGCCGCUGCCGUUGCCGAGAUUGAGGGCGAGGGGGAGGGGGAAGGGGAAGGGGAGGGGGAGUGGGAGUGCUGUUGGGGAAGGAAGUGGUGGUGGAGAGCAGGCCCAGGCCCAAGCCCAAGCCCAGGCCCCCCAGGCCCCCCAGCAGCAGCAGCAGCAGCCAACGCAUGACUGGGAAUGCUUCCGAGCGAAAAGAAACGAGGACUUCAACGGGAAUCAGAGGGAUACUACGUAA
This is a messenger RNA of Drepanopeziza brunnea f. sp. 'multigermtubi' MB_m1, 1923 nucleotides long. RefSeq lists its product as uncharacterized. The record is from RefSeq and is a predicted model, not a curated record. Gene Ontology annotation, molecular function: oxidoreductase activity; FAD binding. NCBI's taxonomy places the organism in Eukaryota, Fungi, Ascomycota, Leotiomycetes, Helotiales, Drepanopezizaceae.